UGUUGCUCAACAUGCAUGCAGCUCACUCUGCUUUGGCCAGGUCUCCACCAGGCUCGGGUUAUGUAUGAUUUUGCUGCUGAACCUGGAAAUAACGAACUGACGGUUAAUGAAGGAGAAAUCAUCACAAUUACAAAUCCGGAUGUUGGUGGAGGAUGGCUAGAAGGAAGAAACAGCAAAGGAGAACGAGGGCUUGUUCCCACAGACUAUGUCGAAAUCUUGCCCAGUGAUGGAAAAGACCCAUUUUCUUGUGGAAAUUCAGUGGCCGACCAAGCCUUCCUCGAUUCUCUCUCAGCGAGUGCCGCUCAGGCCAAUUCAUCAGCUGCCAACAGUAAUAACCAGGUGGAUAUUUUGGCUCAGAUUGCUUGUAUUGAAAGUCUCAGCCAGUCACCACCUUCUUCAUCUUCUCCUUCUCCUACCAUAAAUAAGGUCAGCAGUGGCAAUGACCCCUGGUCAGCCUGGAGUUCUUCCAAAUCUGGAAACUGGGACAGCACGGAUGGCUGGGGAGCCAAGCCAGAGGGGGCCGCGGCCCAAAGAAACACCUCCAAUAACUGGGACACUGCCUUUGGUCACCCCCAGGCCUACCAAGGACCAGCAACCGCGGGUGAUGACGAUGACUGGGACGAAGACUGGGACGACCCCAAGGCGGCCGCCCCCUACUUCAAGGAUUCAGAGGCAGCAGAGGCAGGGGCUGCUCAGCGAGGCAACAGCCGGGCUGGUUCCUCCUCUAUGAAGCUGCCACUUAACAAAUUUCCCGGAUUUGCAAAACCUGGUAUGGAACAGUAUUUGUUGGCCAAGCAACUAGCAAAACCCAAAGAGAAAAUUCCUAUCAUUGUUGGAGAUUAUGGCCCAAUGUGGGUUUAUCCUACCUCUACGUUUGACUGUGUGGUAGCAGAUCCCAGGAAAGGCUCCAAAAUGUAUGGUCUGAAGAGCUACAUUGAAUAUCAGCUAACACCUACUAACACUAAUCGAUCUGUAAACCACAGGUAUAAGCACUUUGACUGGUUAUAUGAGCGUCUCCUGGUUAAGUUUGGGUCAGCCAUUCCAAUCCCCUCUCUUCCGGAUAAACAAGUCACAGGUCGCUUUGAAGAAGAAUUUAUCAAGAUGCGCAUGGAGAGACUUCAGGCAUGGGUGACCAGGAUGUGUCGUCACCCAGUCAUCUCAGAAAGUGAGGUUUUCCAGCAGUUUCUAAAUUUCCGAGAUGAAAAGGAAUGGAAAACUGGGAAGAGGAAGGCUGAGAAAGACGAGCUGGUAGGAGUUAUGAUCUUUUCCACCAUGGAACCGGAGGCCCCUGACUUGGACUUACUAGAAAUAGAACAGAAGUGUGAUGCUGUCGGUAAAUUCACCAAAGCCAUGGAUGAUGGUGUGAAGGAGCUACUGACCGUGGGCCAGGAGCACUGGAAACGGUGCACAGGACCAUUACCCAAGGAGUAUCAGAAGAUAGGAAAGGCUCUGCAGAGCUUAGCAACAGUGUUUAGUUCCAGCGGUUAUCAAGGCGAAACGGAUCUCAAUGCUGCGAUAACAGAAGCAGGAAAGACUUACGAAGAAAUUGCCGGUCUUGUGGCAGAACAGCCAAAGAAGGAUCUCCAUUUCCUCAUGGAAUGCAAUCAUGAAUAUAAAGGUUUCCUUGGCUGCUUCCCUGAUAUUAUUGGCGCCCAUAAGGCAGCGAUAGAAAAAGUGAAAGAAAGUGACAAACUGGUGGCAACUAGUAAGAUCACCCCACAGGACAAACAGAACAUGGUGAAGCGCGUUGGUACCAUGUCUUACGCGUUGCAAGCUGAGAUGAAUCACUUCCAUAGCAACCGGAUCUAUGACUACAACAGCGUCAUCCGCCUGUACCUGGAACAGCAAGUGCAGUUCUACGAAACAAUUGCAGAGAAGCUGAGGCAGGCCCUCGGCCGCUUCCCGGUGAUGUAGGACAGAACGGCACACGAAGCGAACUCCCAAGUGCUUCUUUCCGACCUGGGGCAACGCAAUGUGAUGUUUUUCCCCUGCCAUCAAAAUCAAAAAGGAAGGAAAGAAAACCAAAAAGAAAUAGAGUUGCAAAAAACUGCAUCUACUUUAUUAACCAACUGAAACGCACCGGUUACUUAGGGAUAGUCUUGUUUUGUUCAUUUCCACAUCCGUUAUUAAAACGAUGGAAAUCGUC
Molecule: messenger RNA, 2146 nt
Organism: Felis catus (domestic cat)
Lineage: Eukaryota; Metazoa; Chordata; Mammalia; Carnivora; Felidae
Gene: SNX9
Product: sorting nexin 9
Exons: 19
Coding region: 16-1914 (632 amino acids)
Biological process (GO): mitotic cytokinesis; mitotic cell cycle; intracellular protein transport
Cellular component (GO): plasma membrane; cytoplasmic vesicle
Molecular function (GO): protein binding; phosphatidylinositol binding
Source: RefSeq, a predicted model, not a curated record